CCUCGCCCUCGCCCUCGCCUCACCUCGCCGGCUCCGAAUGCGGGGAGCUCGGACGUCCGGUUUCCUGUGAGGCUUCUACCUGACCCCGCGCCCCUCCCCGGCCCCGGCCAGCACCGCGACGCGAGGCGUCGGGAGCGCCCAGCCGCGGACCGCUGCCGCCGCCUCCGGCCGCCCUCGGGGGGUCGCCGGCGGCUCCGCGCGCAGGGAGCGCAGCGUCGCGGGGGCGCCACGCGCCCACCCCGCCCCCACCGCGGCCGGGCCGCCGCGCUCCGGGUCCUUCCACCAUGCACUUGCUGGGCUUCUGGUCCCUGGCGUGUUCCCUGCUCGCCGCUGCGCUGCUGCGGGGUCCGCGCGACGCGCCCGCCGCCGCCUCCGCCUUCGAGUCGGGACUCGGCUUCUCCGACGCGGAGCCCGACGCGGACGAGGCCCAGGCAUAUGCCGGCAAAGAGCUGGAGGAGCGACUGCGGUCCGUGUCCAGUGUCGAUGAACUCAUGACCGUACUCUACCCAGAAUAUUGGAAAAUGUACAAGUGUCAGUUAAGGAAAGGCGGCUGGCAACAUAAUAAAGAACAGCCCAACAUCAAUGCAAGAACAGAAGACACUGUAAAAUUUGCUGCAGCACAUUAUAAUGCGGAGAUCUUGAAAAGUAUUGACAGCGAGUGGAGGAAGACUCAGUGCCUGCCGCGUGAGGUGUGUAUAGAUGUGGGGAAGGAGUUCGGAGCGGCAACAAACACCUUCUUUAAACCCCCGUGUGUGUCCGCCUACAGAUGUGGAGGCUGCUGCAACAGUGAGGGCCAGCAGUGCAUGAACACCAGCACCAGCUACCUCAGCAAGACGUUGUUUGAAAUUACAGUGCCUCUCUCUCAAGGCCCCAAACCAGUAACAAUCAGUUUUGCCAAUCACACUUCCUGCCGAUGCAUGUCUAAACUGGACGUUUACAGACAAGUUCAUUCAAUUAUUAGACGUUCCCUGCCAGCAACACCACCACAGUGCCAGGCUGCAAACAAGACUUGCCCCACAAACUACAUCUGGAAUGAUCACCUGUGCAGGUGCCUGGCUCAGAAAGAUUUUAUUUUUCCUUCUAAUUCUGGGGAAGACUCUACAGAUGGAUCCCAUGACAUCUGUGGACCCAACAAGGAGCUUGAUGAAGAGACGUGUCAGUGUGUCUGCAGAGGGGGGCUCCGGCCUUCCAGCUGUGGACCCCACAAAGAACUAGACAGAAACUCAUGCCAGUGUGUCUGUAAAAACAAACUUUUACCCAACUCAUGUGGGGCCAACAGAGAAUUUGAUGAAAACACGUGCCAGUGCGUAUGUAAAAGAACCUGUCCAAGAAGUCAGCCCCUAAACCCUGGAAAAUGUGCCUGUGAGUGUACAGAAAAUUCACAGAAAUGCUUCUUAAAAGGAAAGAAAUUUCAACAUCAAACAUGCAGUUGUUACAGAAGACCGUGUACGAAUCGACUGAAGCCUUGUGAACAAGGACUUACAUUUAGUGAGGAAGUGUGUCGCUGUGUCCCUUCGUACUGGAAAAGACCGCACGUGAACUAAGGCUGCGCUCUUUUCCAACUUGUCACCUGGCGAUCUCGGAAGACCGUGUUGCCACGCUAGAACUGUCCGCCAACAGAGCGACCUUUGUGGGACCAUGUGGACCAAGACAAGUCAGGGUUCUCUGGACUGUGUGCACAACUUUACAGAAAUGGACUGGAGCUCACCCGCAAAAGACCUCUUUUCAAUGACUGGUUUUCUACCAAGGACCAAACAGCUGAGGUUUUUCUCUUGUGAUUUAAAAAAAAAAAAAAAAAUAAUAAUGACUAUAUAAUUUAUUUCCACUAAAAAGAUUGUUUCUGCAUUCAUUUUUCUAGCAAUAACAAUUGGUAAAGCUCACUGUGAUCAAUAUUUUUAUAUCAUGCCAAAUAUGUUUAAAAUAAAACGAAAGCUGUAUUAUAAACCGGUAAGUUCAGU
Molecule: messenger RNA, 1958 nt
Organism: Panthera uncia (snow leopard)
Lineage: Eukaryota; Metazoa; Chordata; Mammalia; Carnivora; Felidae
Gene: VEGFC
Product: vascular endothelial growth factor C
Exons: 7
Coding region: 285-1544 (419 amino acids)
Biological process (GO): positive regulation of endothelial cell proliferation; positive regulation of angiogenesis; positive regulation of protein phosphorylation
Cellular component (GO): membrane
Molecular function (GO): growth factor activity; vascular endothelial growth factor receptor 3 binding; chemoattractant activity
Source: RefSeq, a predicted model, not a curated record